This is a messenger RNA of Colletotrichum truncatum, 495 nucleotides long. RefSeq names its product thioesterase family protein. Gene Ontology annotation, molecular function: fatty acyl-CoA hydrolase activity. NCBI's taxonomy places the organism in Eukaryota, Fungi, Ascomycota, Sordariomycetes, Glomerellales, Glomerellaceae. The record is from RefSeq and is a predicted model, not a curated record.
AUGCCUCCCAAGCUACCUCCCCUUCGCUUUGUGCGGUCUGUACUGAACUCUUUUGCCAAAGAGUCUGGCCUUGAGCCGAGACUGCUUGGGAACAACUUUCGCGUCACUAGUGCAUCGGUUGGCAAAGUAAACUUUGAGCUUGCCAUCCAGAAGGAACACACAAACCGCCUGCAAACCAUCCAUGGAGGGACUCUUGCUAGUCUUGUUGACCUAGGCGGCUCCCUUGCUGUCGCAUCCAAGGGUCGCUUCAUGACGGGAGUAUCAACCGAUAUCAAUGUCACUUACCUGAACCCUGGAGGCACGCCUGGUGAUCUCAUGACGGGCACUGCUGUCUGUGACAAGAUGGGCAGAACUCUUGCCUACACCACAGUUUCAUUCUUCAACAAGAAAGGAGAGCUGGCUGCGAGAGGAAGCCAUACCAAGUACAUUGCGAAAACUUGGGCAUCAGAAGACUUUGUAGCCCCUGAAGAGUACAUUGCCGAAGAAGAGCAGUGA